CUACAAAUUCAUCAAUCUCUCAAAAGGAAGAAAGGAAGUCUUCAAGAGAGGAGAGAGAGAGAGAGAGAGAGAGAUGGAAUGCCAUCUUAUGCUAGCUCUGCCUAUUCUCCAGUUGCUUCUUUACCACAUAAGCCCCUGCACAGCCGCCCCAGCAUCUUCUUGCAAAGCAAACAUCGAGUACAUAAAGACAUCAUGCAGCGUCACAAUCUAUCCGAAAUUGUGCUACACCUCCCUCUCAAUCUAUGCAGGAAAAAUCAAGACCAACCCGAAAGUGCUAGCUUAUACCGCCCUCAAUGUGACCCUUGCAGCCACCAAAGCAACUUCUGUGGUAAUAAACAGGUGUUCAAGGGUUCAUGGACUGAAGCCUAUAGAGACUGCAGCUGCACUCGACUGUGUGGAGGAGGUUAGUGACGCUUUGGAUGAGCUCCGGAUGUCCAUAGAUGAAUUGGGUCAUGCAGUUAGAGGCUCGAGAAAUUUCUCGUUUCAAAUUAGCGAUAUUCAAACAUGGGUUAGUGCUGCAUUAACUGAUGAGGACACCUGCAUGGAUGGCUUUGAUGAGCAUAAAUUGACUGGGAGGAUGGAGACUGUUGUCCGGAGGAAAAUACUGAAAAUUGCGCAUCUGACGAGCAAUGCCUUGGCACUCGUCAACAACUAUGCCUCGAACUAAAGCUGUAUUGCUCUUUGGGAAAGAAUUGUAUACCAUUACGUACUCAAGAGUGGACCAAUAAAUGGUCUGUUGUUGUCCAAAUGGAAGACUUGUCCAUGUGUAAAAGCAUCAAGGACAAGAAAAUUAUUUGAUAAAAACUGCUAGGAUUGUGAGAGAUAAGGGAAUAUGUAGACUAUUCAGCAAGCAUAGUUUUUAUAACGUACUGUAAAUAUGAUUCUGUAAAGUGGUUGUAAGCCUUUCGAACUAUAGCAUCGAUAUAAUACCUUGUGAAAUGAAUUGUGUAUCCUAA
This is a messenger RNA of Rosa chinensis, 956 nucleotides long. Its product is annotated as 21 kDa protein. Gene Ontology annotation, biological process: negative regulation of catalytic activity. The record is from RefSeq and is a predicted model, not a curated record. Gene Ontology annotation, molecular function: enzyme inhibitor activity. Lineage: Eukaryota; Viridiplantae; Streptophyta; Magnoliopsida; Rosales; Rosaceae. The coding region runs from base 74 to 667 and encodes 197 amino acids. The transcript has a single exon.